Molecule: messenger RNA, 1140 nt
Organism: Acanthosepion pharaonis
Lineage: Eukaryota; Metazoa; Mollusca; Cephalopoda; Sepiida; Sepiidae
Source: the annotation of a GenBank genome assembly
AUGCGUCUUGAAAACCCUUUACGGAAAUACCAUAUUUCUGAACAAUAUAUAUUUAAGCGGGCUGUCUCUCUAUCUCACUCUGUAUCUAUCUAUCUAUCUAUCUAUCUAUCUAUCUAUCUAUCUAUCUAUCUAUCAGUUUCAUCUAUAUGUAUCUCUCUAGUUAUAUAUCUAUCUGUUUGUGAGUCUUUCUUUUUUUCUUACUUUCUUUGUUUUUCUUUCUUUGUUUUUAUUUAUAUAUCUAUGCCCGUCUCUUUCUUUCUUUCUUUCUUUCUUUCUUUUCUUUUGUGUUUUAUCUAUAUACCUAUGUCAGUCGAUAUGUAUCUAUCUAUUUAUUUAUACAUCUAUCUGUUUCCAGUUUUCUUUCUUUCUUUUUUCUUUCUUUCUUUCUUUCUUCUUUCUUUCUUUGUGUUUUAUUAUCUAUUCAUUCAUCUAUUCAUCUCAGUCAUCUAUCUAUCUUUCUUCGUGUCUUUCAUCGUGUUUCAUCUAUUCAUUCAUCUAUCUAUCUAUUCAUCUAUUCACUAUCUAUCUAUCUAUCUAUCUAUCUAUCUAUCUAUCUAUAUCAGUUUCCUUCUUUAUUAUAUUCUUCCUUUCUUUCUUUCUUUCUUUUUUUUCUUUCUUUCUUUCUUUCUUUUCACUUUCACUCAUUUUAUCUUGCCUGCUUUCCAUGUCUGCAUACCUUUCUCUCACUUCCUAUCUAUCUCGUUUCCUUCUUUCAGUCUAAGCUUGCUUAAUUCAUAUCUAUCUAUCUAUCUAUCUAUCUAUCUAUCUAUCUAUCUAUCUAUCUAUCUAACACGUCUAAGUCAUAUCUAUCUAUCUAUCUAUCUAUCUCGGCUCAGUCUUAUCUAUCUAUCUAUCUCGUCUAUGUCAUAUCUAUCUAUCUAUCUAUCUAUCUAUCUAUCUAUCUAUCUAGCUCGUCUAAGUCAUAUCUAUCUAUCUAUCUAUCUAUCUAUCUAUCUGUCUAACUCGUCUAAGUCAUAUCUAUCUAUCUAUCUAUCUAUCUAUCUCGGCUCAGUCUUAUCUAUCUAUCUAUCUAUCUAUCUAUCUAUCUAUCGGAUCAGUCUAUCUCGGCUCAUCUUAUCUAUCUAUCUAUCUAUCUAUCUAUCUAUCUAUCUAUCUAUCUAUCUAACCGUAUUCAGAUAA